AUGGCUCAAACUAUGAAAACUCUUCUUGUGCCAAUUCUUCUCCUAAUGCUAAUGGCAAUAGUAGAGGCAACUCCUCCAGGUGUAGCCAAGAGCCUGAGCUAUGCAAGAUGCUCGAUAAAGAAGUACAAGUAUUGCUAUAAUCUGAAGCUUGUAUGCCCCAAAUCUUGCCCUCACCAAUGCACUGUGGACUGUGUCUCUUGUAAAUCAAUAUGUGUUGGUUACAAAAGCUCUCCUCCACCUCAAACUCCAACCCAUUCACCUCCAUCAUAUUCUCCUACUUCACCUCCUACAAAAACUCCCACACCUCCAACUGCUUCUACUCCACCCCCAUCUCCCCCACCUCCUACUACAACCCCACCUCCAUCACCCCCUGCAACAACUCCCACACCUCCAACUACUUCUACUCCACCCCCAUCUCCUCCAACUUCCUCGCCAUCACCACCACCUCCUUCUCCCACAACUCCCACCCCUCCAACUACUUCCUCUCCACCUCCCUCUAUUCCAAGUUCUCCAACACCACCUAGUCCUACCCCGCCUUCACCAUCACCUCCACCAUCAACACCUUCUCCAACACCUCCUGCUGCAACUCCUCCUCCUUCAUUUCCUACCCCAUCUCCGCCUAUUUCCUCCUCUCCUCCACCAACUCCAAAGACUGUCAAAUGCAAGAAUAAGAAAUACCCUCAGUGUUACAAUAUGGAGCAAGUAUGUCCCAGCUCAUGCCCUGGUGGAUGUGAGGUUGAUUGUGUCACUUGCAAGCCUGUUUGCAGGUGUGAUAGGCCAGGAGCAGUGUGUCAAGAUCCUCGAUUCAUAGGCGGUGAUGGCAUCACCUUCUACUUCCAUGGCAAGAAAGAUCACGACUUUUGCCUUUUAUCGGACUCCAACCUCCAUAUUAAUGCACACUUCAUUGGCAAACGAAACCAGAACAUGAAGAGGGACUUCACUUGGGUCCAAUCCAUUGCAAUUCUCUUUGACAAACACCAACUUUUCAUCGGUGCCCAAAAAACUGCCACAUGGAAAGACUCCAUUGAUCGUCUCACCCUCACCUUCGACAACGAGCCUAUUACCCUCACCGAAGUAGAAGGUGCUAGGUGGCAAUCCACAAGUUCUCCAAGUGUUUUUGUCAAUAGGCUAGCUGACACUAACAGCGUCAUGGUUGAAGUUGAAGGAAGCCUUAGGAUCACAGCCGAGGUUGUGCCUAUAACCAAAGAAGACUCUAGAAUUCAUAACUAUGGUAUAACCAACGAGGAUUCAUUUGCUCAUCUCGACCUUGGGUUCAAGUUUUUCACUCUGAGCAACGAAGUGAGUGGUGUGUUGGGCCAAACAUACAGACCCGAUUAUGUGAGUCGUGUAAAUAUUGGAGCUACCAUGCCUGUAAUUGGAGGGGACAAGAAUUUUGAAACUUCAAACCUGUUUGCCACGGACUGUGCUGUUGCUCGGUUUGGUGGGUCUGAUGGUGAAGCUUCUUUGGAGAGUUUGGAGUUGCCUAGCUUGAGCUGUGCUAGUGGGAUUGAUGGGCAAGGCGUUGUAUGCAAGAGAUAG
Molecule: messenger RNA, 1539 nt
Organism: Quercus lobata
Lineage: Eukaryota; Viridiplantae; Streptophyta; Magnoliopsida; Fagales; Fagaceae
Product: late embryogenesis abundant protein-related / LEA protein-like protein
Exons: 2
Coding region: 1-1539 (512 amino acids)
Source: RefSeq, a predicted model, not a curated record